Molecule: messenger RNA, 723 nt
Organism: Suillus bovinus
Lineage: Eukaryota; Fungi; Basidiomycota; Agaricomycetes; Boletales; Suillaceae
Exons: 2
Coding region: 1-723 (240 amino acids)
Source: RefSeq, a predicted model, not a curated record
AUGAUCGAGGCGCACGAGGCGCUUGUUGCGGAUGUGACGAGAUCAAAUUCGUCUUUGGAUGCCCUGACUCGCUCCAAGGGUCUGGCUGAAAAGGACCGCGACUUUUUCCGUGAUCAAUACACGCAGGCUUCUAAUUUUGUGAGCGCUACUAGAUCAGAGAAUGUCGAGCUGGAGCAGAAAGUCAAGACUGCAGAAGGUCAGGCACGCGAUGGUGUUGCUCUGAUCAAGCACAUGUUCGAGAGUCAGAUAAAGGCGCUGAAAGAAGAUGUCGAUCGAUGGAGAGGUGUCUCCGCCCUUCUUCAGGAGAAAGAUCGACGAACAAAUGAUCUUAUCAGACGGCGUGCUGCCGAACACCCUGAGCUUGUCGAACGAUGCCGGCAACUGGAGUGUCAAGUUGACUCCUUGCAUGCUAAUCUCAUCGAGCUUGGAUGUACCAAUCAAAAGUCUUUUGUGGAGCACGACAAUAUUCAAGAUUUGAAUCACUCCGAACUGCGAGAACACAAUCAGAUGCCCGACUUCCAUUUGUCCUACACCGAGCUUGAACCAGGUGAAAUCAUAGAACUAGACACCAGCUCCUUGAGCCAGUCGGACGCUUUAGGAGUUAACGUUAGUCCGGAGGAAGCCGAUGAGGAAGAGUGUGGGCUGUAUCCUUGCAAAUGGAAAACCGGCGCCGACAUAAUCGACCAAUGCCAGCAGUCCUUUGACUGCAGAGAGGUAGGUUAA